AUGUCGUAUUGUGGGAAACGUUUUUAUUCGAAAAUUACUGAUAUAUUUUCAGCAAUACAUCCAAUUUAUUUAACAACGCAUUUUUUAGGACUUUCAAGUUAUAAAGUAUCCGAAAUUAACAACAAAAAAUGUUACAAAUCGACGAUUUUAAUGUCGAUAAAAGCGUUUAUCCAAUUUGGAUUCUUAAUCGCUUUCGUUAGUUACAAUUUAACGUUUCAAGAAACUCCGAAAGACUCCAAUUCAAUCGCAGAUAACAUCACUUAUUAUCAAGAUAUAAUGACUUGUACCUUAUCGGUUGCGAACGUCGGAUUUGGAUUGAUUUUUACCAAGAAGAUGUGUAAGAUUAUUAAUCGUUUACACGAAAUUGAUUUGGAAUUUGAAAGUUUAGGAGUUCAAAGGGAUUAUAGAAAAACUUAUUUGAAAUGUUUCUUAAGUACGUUGAUGGCGUUUUUUUCAAUUGUUGGAUAUUUAGGUUUUAUGGUUUACAUAGCCAAAGAUGUUUCGGGUAUUUUCUUUUUUACAUGUCUCUCCAAUUAUUAUCCGUACUUUUUAAACAUCGUCGUUGAACUACAAUACGCCAAUUAUGCGACUAUAAUCGGCGAUAAGUAUAAAAUUUUAAAUAAUUAUUUAGAGGAGUUAUUUCAAAAUGUUCACGGAGCUUGGUUUAUAGAAAGCUAUAAAACUCCGUCAAAAAUUCAAAAACCUUCAAAAUCCGAUUCGGAUCAAUCAUCUUGGAUCGAUACGGUGGCGAGAUUUCAUAUAAAAUUAGCGAACGCAGCCACAUUUCUAAAUCAUGCUUUCCGAGUACAAUUAUUGUUGUUAAUUAGCACUUCUUUCGUUGGAAUUGUGAGCUCCUUAUUUUUGAUUGCAAUUAAUUUCAAAGAUUCUGAAGAUGAGGAUGAAAAUACAAAGAAUUGGAAUUAUAUGUUUACAACUUGGGCGUUUACCAACGCUUUAGCUUUGGUUGUUAUUGUCCACACGACUUCUAGAAUUUGCGAUGAAGCGAACCGUUGCCCAAAAAUAUUACAUGCUAUUCGAAAUAAAACAGCAGAUUCAAAGUUACACGAAACAAUCGAAAUGUAUUCGUUGCAAAUGUACCAUAAUCGAUUACAAUUUGAUGUUUGUGGAUUAUUUUCUUUAGAUUACACCUUAUUAUACACGAUAGUAGCAAGUGUAACGACUCAUUUGGUUAUUUUAAUUCAAUUUAACAGUGGCCAACAUCAAUCAGUGUCGAAAACAAGCACUAAUAACAAUAGCCUACAACAAACCUAAACAAAAUAAACUUAAAUAAAGUUAUAAAGUAGUUAAAAAGUUAAAAUGGAAGUAAUUUAAGAUUAAGAUUAAUCGUAUUCUCGUAAUGAACGGUAAUUUAUUUUUGUUAAAAGUUAAAUUCACUUAUUUUAACUUUUAAUAAGUAGUUGUUAUUUGU
Onthophagus taurus is the source of this 1429-nucleotide messenger RNA. Its product is annotated as putative gustatory receptor 28b. The record is from RefSeq and is a predicted model, not a curated record. NCBI's taxonomy places the organism in Eukaryota, Metazoa, Arthropoda, Insecta, Coleoptera, Scarabaeidae. Gene Ontology annotation, biological process: chemosensory behavior; male courtship behavior; sensory perception of taste. Gene Ontology annotation, cellular component: neuronal cell body; membrane; dendrite.